AAAGGCCGAAUGCUUGCUUCUUCGUAUAUACUAUAUAGAACUUUUCUAUAAAAUCGAGGGUGAAAUUUCGUAGUGCAUUCAUUUUGAAAUGAGCAUUCAAACAAUGUCGACCAAGUCAAAUUUGAAUUUAACAGGCAUCACAGAAAAUGUGUCAAAGGUGUUGACCAUCUAUACUGGCGGAACAAUUGGCAUGACUUUGAAUGAGAAUGGCGUGCUGGCCCCUGUUCCCGGACAAUUUGAGCCAAGAAUCCGUGAGGAUAUGAAUUUUCACGAUCCCACUUAUUUGCCAACGGAUCCUGAAUGGUUGGUUCUACCCAGUUUGAAGGAUGAAAAGCGCAUCUUGUAUAAAAUCAAGGAAUAUGAUCCGUUGCUUGACUCCAGCAAUAUGGAAAGAGGCGAUUGGAAACGUAUAGCCCAGGAUAUAUAUGACGAGUAUAAAAAUUACGAUGGCUUUGUGGUUCUUCAUGGCACUGAUACUUUAGCCUUUACCUCGUCGGCAUUGUCCUUUAUGUUGCAAAAUCUGGGCAAGCCAGUGAUUGUUACGGGCUCCCAAAUACCCAUCUAUCAAACGCGCUCCGAUGGAAAAGAUAAUUUUAUUGAGUCCCUAAUAGUUGCAGGCACGUAUGAUAUACCCGAGGUGUGUGUGAUGUUUAAUCAUGAAUUGCUUCGCGGUAAUCGCACUGUGAAAGUCAAUUGCGAAGCUUUCGAUGCCUUCGAUUCACCCAAUUAUCCGCCAUUGGCCACAAUGGGUGUAAGCAUUAAUCUGAACGAGAUUUACAUCAAUCGACCACCGUUAAUUGAACCCUUUAGUGUGCAAUUGUCAAUUGAUGGGAAUGUGAGCCUACUACGUAUCACUCCGGGCAUGUCGUUGGCUCAAAUACGUGGCGCUUUGGGCUCUUCUGUACGUGGUGUUGUCCUACAAUCCUUCGGGGCUGGCAAUAUACCAUCCAAUCGAGAUGAUCUGCUAACCGAAUUGAAAGCGGCCAUCGCUCGUGGUGCUAUCAUUGUGAAUUGCACACAAUGUCUCGGUGGUUCAGUGGCCGAUGUCUAUGAUGCUAGUUCCGAAAUCCUUAGCAUGGGUGUCAUCUUUCUUGGCGACAUUACAAUGGAGGCGGCUUACACCAAGUUGUCCUAUGUUUUAAGUAAAGGUACAUGGUCGCUGCAGGACAAGAAGGAUAUGAUGAAGACCAGCCUACGAGGAGAAUUGACUGUCAAAUCCGCCAAACUCAGUACUGCCUCACGGCUGGGUAAUCUAAAAGUAAUUGAGAAAAUACUUAAUCAAAACUCCAGUUUGGUGAAUUCCGCUAUCGAGGAAGCAAUUUCCUUUGAUCAGACGAAGGUCAUCGAAUUGCUUCUCAGGCAUUGUGCUCAGUUUACUGGCCAGUCUGUUGAGGUGGCCGAACGUCUCUGUGCGGCUGCUGCCAAUGGCUCGGUCAAACGUCUUCAAUCAUAUAAAACAGCUGGCGUGGAUUUGUCCCAAGCGGAUAGCUCUGGACGCACAGCCCUGCAUAUGGCUGCCCUGCAUAAUUCGGUGAAUGUUGUAAAAUUUCUUCUCAAUCACGUUGACGACAUCAAUCAAAGGGAUACACUGGGCCUGACUCCCAUGGAAUAUGCCAAAAGAAACCAAUCAACCGAAGUGAUUACUAUUUUAAACCAAGCCAAGCAGUAAUUAUAAUCGCAUUUAUUCGCAUUUACUCUCAUUUAUCCUAUAUAAUCACAUAUUUGCCUACAUAUAUAAACAAUAUGUAAU
This is a messenger RNA of Drosophila willistoni, 1750 nucleotides long. Its product is annotated as L-asparaginase. The transcript is spliced from 3 exons. The record is from RefSeq and is a predicted model, not a curated record. Gene Ontology annotation, molecular function: asparaginase activity; protein binding. The coding region runs from base 89 to 1669 and encodes 526 amino acids. NCBI's taxonomy places the organism in Eukaryota, Metazoa, Arthropoda, Insecta, Diptera, Drosophilidae.